Anoplopoma fimbria (sablefish) is the source of this 3291-nucleotide messenger RNA. RefSeq names its product BCL6A transcription repressor b (gene bcl6ab). The transcript has 9 exons. The record is from RefSeq and is a predicted model, not a curated record. Gene Ontology annotation, molecular function: protein binding. Bases 96 to 2051 code for a protein of 651 amino acids. NCBI's taxonomy places the organism in Eukaryota, Metazoa, Chordata, Actinopteri, Perciformes, Anoplopomatidae. Gene Ontology annotation, biological process: regulation of cytokine production; regulation of immune system process; negative regulation of transcription by RNA polymerase II.
CUGUCAAGACACUUGUUAGGUUCGACGUUUUGAUAAUAAACCCGGACGGCAGGUGGCUUGUGUUAAGAGAAGCAUGAGUCAGGGAUUGUGACAGCAUGGCCACGCCUGCAGAUGGCUGCAUUCAAUUCACACGCCAUGCAGGCGACGUCCUGCUCAACUUCAACCGCCUCCGCAGCAGGAACAUCCUGACUGAUGUCACCAUACAGUUGGACGGACAGCAGUUUCAUGCUCACAAGGCCAUCUUGGUGGCCUGCAGUGGCUUCUUUUAUUCUGUGUUCAUGGACCCCAAGAACGCAAACCUUAGUGCCAUCAGCUUAGACCCCAAAGUGGACCCCAAGGGUUUCUCUAUACUGCUGGACUUCAUGUACACGUCCUGUCUGGACCUGAAGGACAGUCUGGUCCUGGCCACUAUGAACACAGCCAUCUACCUCCAGAUGGAACAUGUGGCCGACACCUGCCAUAGGUUCAUCAAGUCCAGGCAUCAGAUUGAAGAGGUACAGAUCAACUCAUCACAUCUGGCUGAGGAGAUCCCUGCUUUGAGGCCUGUUGAUGAGAAAGAACCUGACUAUAGAAACAACCACAUGUCCAUAUCAUACCCUCUCCAGGAGUGCAGGGGCUUCAUCCCUAAUGUUUUCAGGGGGAUCAACACCUCUGGCUCCUAUCACGUCUAUGGGGACAUUCACGUCCCUGCUGGGAUGCUGGAAGGUACUCAUAAGGUCAGCGACCUCCCGAGAGGAGGGACUUUGUCCCAGAAACAAUGCUCGCAGGUACCCAGCAUCAACAUGGUUCACAACGAGUCCACCACCAUCAUCUCCCACCCCGUGCCAUCCCACCCCAGUUCCCCCACCACUAUCAUCCGACCUGCAGGGGCUCACGAGAGCCUUCAAAGGUCUGUCUCUCCCAUGGAGGAAGACAGCAUUCAGCAUCCACAAACCAGCUGCCUGAGUUUGUCCCCAGGUUUUAGCAAAGGUGUGAUCUGCAGCCCUCAGAGCCCCCUCAGAUCUGACUGCCAUCCCAACUCGCCCACCGAGUCCAACAGCAGCAGAAACGCCACGAUGAGCCUCAGACAGCCCUCAGACUGCCCCAAAGACGCCAAGCCCCGCAACUGGAAGAAGUAUAAGCUGAUCGUUAUGAACCAAUCUCCUGAUGAGAAUGAAAAGGAGGCUCAUGGAGGCGGUGCCGAAGCUCUAGCCAUGUCCCCUACACUGAGCCCCUGUAGGAGCAGUGCAACCGGUGGACACAAUGAGGUCCAGGCAGAAGAGGGAGCCAGCACUCACAGAGAAGAAAUCCUCAUGUCUCAGAGCGUUGACAGCUGCAGCAGCAGCACCUGUAGCAGCAUCAGCUACCACAGAUGCUCCUCCUGUGGCUGUGACAGCCCCCAGUGCAUGGAAAUGGGUCACAUUUCUCCUGACUCAUACGGCCGAGAUGACACCACCAAACUACACUCAGAGUAUUCCUCCUCCAGCUGUGAAAGCAACCUCUACUUCUGCAACGGAUGUGACUCCAAGUUCACAGAAGAAGAUUCCCUGAAAGAACACAUGGCCCAGGUGCACAGUGACAAGCCAUACAAGUGUGACUGCUGCCAGGCUGCCUUCCGCUACAAGGGCAACCUGGCCAGCCAUAAGACCGUUCACAGCGGUGCAAAGCCCUACCAAUGCAACAUCUGCGGCGCUCAGUUCAACCGGCCAGCCAACCUCAAGACCCACACCCGCAUCCACUCUGGAGAAAAGCCAUAUAAGUGUGAGACAUGCGGUUCCAGAUUUGUCCAGGUGGCCCAUCUUCGCGCCCAUGUAUUAAUUCACACAGGAGAGAAGCCGUACCCUUGUGAGAUCUGUGGGACUCACUUCCGCCACCUUCAGACGCUUAAGAGCCACAUGCGCAUUCAUACUGGAGAGAAGCCUUAUCAUUGUGAGAAAUGUGACCUCCACUUCAGACAUAAGAGUCAGCUGAGGCUUCAUCUGCGACAGAAACACGGCGCGGUCACUAACACCAAGGCUCAGUACCGCAAGACUCCUAGCAACAUCAUCACAGGCCUGUUGAAGUCCUGUUGAGCCCGCUACAGUCCCCAUGUGUGUCAUUUUUUGUUUUCCUUUUGCAUUGGCUGCCAUGUUGUUAAAAGAAUUUUAUUUUUACAAACAGAAAAAUAAAUGUAUAUGUAUAUAUAUAUAUAUAUAUUUUCCCUUUAUGCAUUUGUAAAUGAUGCACAUACUUAAGCUCUUUGGUAUUUCAAAGAUUGUAGAAGUUUAUGCUUUUGUUGUAAAUGUUUAACAACAGAAUGCACAUUUUGAAUGUAAAUUUGAGCCAGCAUUUCUCUAUUUCGCAAAUCACUCAGAAGAAUGUCAUCAUUGAAGGACAGUCCUCUUUCUCUUUCAGACUGAGAAUCACUGUUACAGUUUUUCUGUAGAUAUUGGUAUGAAUUUGCCCAGCAAUGUGGUCACCGUUCAUGCAGUUGUUUUUCAUUUGGUUAUUUUUUGUAAAUAAGAUAAUAUAUAUUUUCAGAUUGCCAUCUGCUGGCAGAGUACAAAAAUAUUUACGUUAAGAUUGUCGUUAACAAAAGGGCUUGUUAUUUUUGCCAUCUCAUAGUUUGUGGUACGUAUUUUCAUAAAAAAAGAUCUAUGUACAUAUUUCCUUUUUUCAAUCAUUUCUAGCCUGUUGUUAUUUUGCACAUACUCAUAAUGCUGUAAUUGUACUUUUGAAAAAAUAUUCGAAAAAAUAUUUUUAUUCAAAUAUUUCUACUUAAAGUGUUAAAAUUACAUUUUUAAAUUGUUUUGUUAGACCCUGUGCCCAGCACUUGCUAUUUUUUUUAUUUAUAUUCAAAUUUAUUUGCUGUAUUCUAUUACGUUUUGGUGCUGCAUUGAUUCAAGUUCCUCAGCAGGAUCAUUUUGAGUUUGAUUGUAUUUUAUCUUACUAUAUAUAUUAUAGUGCACUCGUACGAACCAGUUUAAAUAGUGCCUUACAUUCACACUUAUCUAUUUGCUACCUAACCAGACUAACUAUUACUGCAUUAUAACUUUGACUAUAUGAAAGCCCCAGUAGUUAUAGACUGCUGCUGUGAUGCAUUUUACAUUUGGUACAUUGCCCCUUUGUCAUGUGUAUGCGUGUCUGGUACUGUUGUUUUGGAAGCUGAUUAUCUGUUGAGUGUAGCUCUUAAAAUGCAGAUGCACCAGGCCUCAAGCUAAAAAACGCUCAGGAAUAUUCAAUAUAUUCAAGCAAAUGUCUUUGUAACUGCAGAUUAUAUAUAUAUAUAUAUAUAUAUAUAUAUAUGACAUAUAUAUGUCAUAUAAUACAAAU